This is a messenger RNA of Zasmidium cellare ATCC 36951, 888 nucleotides long. RefSeq lists its product as uncharacterized. Lineage: Eukaryota; Fungi; Ascomycota; Dothideomycetes; Mycosphaerellales; Mycosphaerellaceae. The record is from RefSeq and is a predicted model, not a curated record. The coding region runs from base 1 to 888 and encodes 295 amino acids. The transcript is spliced from 2 exons.
AUGCUCACCGCUGCGAUCUACCAAGACGUCGUCCAGCGGCAGAAUGGCUGCACCCAAUGCGGCGCAUACUGUUGCACAGAGAAUGAAGUGUGCUACAAGGACACAUACUACUUCCUGUACAUGUGUUCUGCAACAGCCACUGCAACCGUGAUCUCGGCUUCGACAGAGACGGCCACGGCGACAGCGACAUUUACUGUGACCACGGAGCCGACCUACUCAACAUCGUCAACGAGUGCUAGCACGAGUAGUUCUUCCACAUCUCGAACAUCAAGCUCGUCAUCACUCACCUCGCCCACGUCUUCAACAAUCACGACAAGCUCAACGCCUUCGACGUGGACAACAUCCUCAAGCUCCCCUCUCCCUCCAACAACACCAUCUCCAUCCCCCACACCCACCUCACAACCCACCGGCCUCUCCACCGGCGCCCAAACCGGAAUCGGCAUCUCAGCCGCAGGGAUAGGAACAGCCCUCCUUGCCGCCCUCCUCUACUUCUGCAUCCGCCGCCGCCGCCAAUCCCGACACCAACAAAACGCCCUUUCCCCGAAGCACCAAGAAGACAACGAACUAGUCGACAUUUCCGGCGGCGGCGGGUUUGCCCAGAUGCGCGAGAGGGAGCUCACACAGGAUGAACUGGACCAUCGACGCCGGGAGGCGGAGGAGGAAAGGGAGCCGGCGAGGUAUUCGCGAUCGGGGCCGAAUCCUUGGGCGCUGAGUACGAGUGAUGUUGAGGGGAGGCGGGAGGGUGAUUUCGACGAAGGUCCCGUCGGAUCGCCUUUCUCGCCAGAAGCUGUUGGUAGUCGACAGAAUGUUGGAGGUCAAGACCCUCGUGCGCUGCAUGGGAACAUUCCCCCUGUGCCACCUCUGCCGACGCAGUAUUAUCGAAGGUAG